AUAUAAACAGAUGCUGCAGCAGCCGCUUCGGUACAUUUUGCCCUGCUCUCCAACCUACUGGAUCAGAGGACAAGUCGUCAUGAAGCUUCUGCCCCAUAUUCUGUUUAUAUGCCUGGCUCUUGCUCUGACAUGGGCUCAGGAUCACCACCAACACCAUGCAGAUGUCCUUGACCGCUGUAAAGGCCUUGAAAUGGAUGCUGUCGCAGUGAACGAGGAGGGAAUCCCUUACUUUUUCAAGGGCGACCACCUGUUUAAGGGCUUCCAUGGCAAAGCAGAGCUGUCAAACGGGUCUUUCGCCGAGUUGGAUGACCACCACCAUCUGGGCCACGUAGAUGCUGCUUUCCGCAUGCACUAUGAGGACGAUCCCACCCACCACGACCACAUGUUCUUCUUCCUGGACAACAAGGUGUUCAGGUACUACCAACACAAGCUGGAAGCAGGCUACCCCAAGGAUAUCUCUGAGGUCUUCCCUGGAAUCCCAGACCACCUGGAUGCUGCUGUGGAGUGUCCCAAGCCGGAGUGUGACGAAGACUCUGUGAUCUUCUUCAAGAAAGACGAUAUUUACCACUACAAUGUGAAAACCAAGGCAGUGGAGAAGAAAGAGUUUGACUCCAUGCCGAACUGCACGUCAGCUUUCCGCUUCAUGGAGCACUACUACUGCUUCCACGGACACAUGUUCUCCAAGUUCGACCCAAAGACAGGCGAUGUGCACGGGAAAUACCCUAAAGAGGCCCGUGACUACUUCAUGAGGUGCUCCAAGUUCAGUGAUGAGAGCGACCAUCUGGAGAGAGAGCGCUGCAGCCGCGUUCACUUGGAUGCUAUCACAUCUGAUGAUGACGGAGACCUUUACGCAUUCAGAGGUCACCACUUUAUCCGCAAAGAUAACAACGACACACUGACAUCUAACAACAUCGAGAGCGCCUUCAAAGAGCUGCACAGCGAGGUCGAUGCUGUUUUCUCCUAUCAGGAUCAUCUCUACAUGAUCAAGGAUGACCAUUUGUACGUUUACAAAGUUGGUGAGCCACACACCCACCUGGAUGGUUACCCCAAGCCUGUGAAAGAGGAACUGGGCAUUGAGGGUCCCAUUGAUGCUGCAUUUGUCUGCCAAGACCAUCACAUUGCUCACAUCAUCAAAGGUAAAGACAUCUAUGACGUAGACAUGAGUGCCACCCCCCGCGUUCCCUCUAACAAGCGCCCCAUCUCCGUCCUGAACAAGGUGGAUGCUGCCAUGUGCGGUCCUGGGGGAGUUAAAGUGAUUCGUGGAAACCACUUCUACCACUUUGACAGCGUUAUGCUGUUCGUUGCCUCAAGGGCCCUGCCUGAGCAGCACAAAGUAUCUCUGGAGCUUUUUGGCUGUGAUCAUUGAGUAACUGUCUGUGAAAGGACUGAAUGGAUGGUGCAGAACAUCACAUACAACACAGUGGAACAUUGAAAAACAAACAUGCACCUACAUCUGCUGACAUGGGCUGACAGAUAAUAGUGUUUCAUGCAACUUGCUUCCAUUCUGCAUCUUACCUCAAGAAUAAACCUCAACACUUCUUGUUUUUUUAGAAGGGAUUCUACUUUUCAUACAUUCUGUGGCCCUCUAUGCAAAGAGCCCUUUCAAGGUGUUUUUCUGUGAUUCAUUUUGUAAAGUGGUGAAUAAAGACUUGUAACACCA
Molecule: messenger RNA, 1660 nt
Organism: Girardinichthys multiradiatus
Lineage: Eukaryota; Metazoa; Chordata; Actinopteri; Cyprinodontiformes; Goodeidae
Gene: hpxa
Product: hemopexin a
Exons: 10
Coding region: 11-1366 (451 amino acids)
Biological process (GO): intracellular iron ion homeostasis; heme transport
Molecular function (GO): heme transmembrane transporter activity
Source: RefSeq, a predicted model, not a curated record